Messenger RNA from Polychytrium aggregatum, 1089 nucleotides. RefSeq lists its product as uncharacterized. The coding region runs from base 1 to 1089 and encodes 362 amino acids. NCBI's taxonomy places the organism in Eukaryota, Fungi, Chytridiomycota, Chytridiomycetes, Polychytriales. The record is from RefSeq and is a predicted model, not a curated record. The transcript has 4 exons.
AUGGCUACUCCCUUUGCUCCCCCCGGUAUCCAAGCUACCCCUACUGCGCCUGCUGCCCUUCCAGGUGUAGUUGUCCCAGCUGCCAGGCCUCCCGACUCUCCAAUCCCCGACGUUUCCCUCAGCGACGUUCCCUUUGGUAGAAACAGCGUCACGAUCGUGAAGACGCAUCAGCGCUCUACUCACUGGGCGAUGACGUUCGAAAUGAUCAAUUCCGAUUUUCGCCGGUCUGCCCUCAAGCAGAUCACCUUUCCAGUGUUCACUGGAUUUAUUUGGUGUACCGAGUACAUCCAGAUCGCCCGUGUUUAUAUUUUUUUGAUUCUGAAGUGCUUCCAGCACUAUUUUGCCCCGAUUGUUGCCGUUUUCCCCAAUCUUUCUUAUCUUCGCACCUUCGUUGCUACCCUCUUGAAGAAGAACAAGAAAAUCCAUGGCGCUGGUGACAUCACUCCUUCCAAUUGCCACAGGUUUGAUCUUUUUGCCAAUGUCUCUGACUUUGAAGGAUUGGGGUUUCGCCUGAGAUUGCAGAAUCUGACUACCCCCCUAUCCAACACCCCCGUUUCACCUUUGAUCAAUCGCCCUCCCAUCCUCACCACCAACGACGCGUACGACAGCGACUCUGAGUACGUUCCCUCGGACACCGAUUCAGCAAGAUCCUUCUGCUCUUCCGAGUCCGCCGAGUCCUCCAGCUCCACCGAGGUCGAUGAACCCGCCGAUUCGGUCGCUUCUGCCGAGUCCAUGCAGCUGAUCGACGACGAAUACACCGUCGUCGACGAAGGCGUUGUUCCAGUUCAAGCCAGCAUGCCCUCCAAGAAUGCGGCGGCCUUUGAACACCCCAAGACCCCGACUCCUGCUGGCAUCAGCGGUCCUCGCUUGAUGCUCGUCGAUGGCUUGGCUACUCCAAUCACGCCAGCGGCCAAGAGCAACGACAAGAUCAAUGCCGCCCCGGUUCUCGCGACUCCCGAUCCCCAGCCUGUGCCUGUGGUCGCGGCCGUUGUCGAGACAGUGAUCGCUACUCCAAAGCCCGUUGUCCCUGGAGUGAACAAGCGCAAGGACGAAGACCAAGUGCUUGGUAUGAGCUUUAUUAGCUUUUAG